This is a messenger RNA of Oryza sativa Japonica Group (Japanese rice), 1761 nucleotides long. RefSeq names its product E3 ubiquitin-protein ligase GW2. NCBI's taxonomy places the organism in Eukaryota, Viridiplantae, Streptophyta, Magnoliopsida, Poales, Poaceae. Gene Ontology annotation, cellular component: cytoplasm. The record is from RefSeq and is a predicted model, not a curated record.
CGACGCCGCGCGGAAGCAAGACGGAUUGGUUUUAUGCCGUAAUCAAACCGGAUUAGUUUCUCGCCGGAGAGAGCGAGCGAGAGCGAGAGAGAGAGAGAGAGAGAGAGAGAGAGAGGAGAAGAGGAGAGGAGAGCGGCCGCGUGGGGGGAAUCUGCUCGUCGUCCUCAUCGGCGGCGGCGGCGUUGAGGCGGUUGCGGUGGUUGGGUGGUGGUGGGGGAUGGGGAAUCAGGUGGGAGGGAGGAGGAGGCGGAGGCCGGCGGUGGAGGAGAGGUACACGAGGCCGCAGGGGCUGUACCCGCACCCGGACAUCGACCUCAAGAAGCUGCGCCGCCUCAUCGUCGAGGCCAAGCUCGCCCCCUGCUUCCCCGGCUCCGACGACCCCCGCGCCGACCUCGAGGAGUGUCCCAUCUGCUUCCUGUUCUACCCCAGCCUCAACCGGUCCAAGUGCUGCGCCAAGGGAAUCUGCACGGAGUGUUUUCUCCAGAUGAGGACGCCCACCUCGUGCCGGCCGACGCAGUGCCCUUACUGCAAAAUGGCGAGUUACGCGGUUGAGUACCGCGGUGUCAAGACGAAGGAGGAAAAGGGCACUGAGCAGAUUGAGGAGCAGAGGGUGAUCGAGGCGCAGAUCCGGAUGCGGCAGCAGGAGCUCCAGGACGAUGCUGAGCGGAUGAAGAAGAAGCAGGCUGCUGCUUUGACCGAUGUGGUAACAACUGCACAAGUAGAACAUUGUGAUACUGGUGGCGCAUCCACCACAGUCAAAAGCAGUGGGCAAGGCAGUGAUAUGCUCUCAUCUCAAGUGCAGCAUGCGGAGUUACUGCUGAAGACUUCUGAACGCUUAAAGCAGAUGCGGAAUAAUAAUUUUGACAUGGAUCCUGACGAAGUUAUGCUUGUUGAAGCACUUUGGCUUUCUCUGCAGGAUCAGGAAGCCUCGGGAAAUCCAACCUGUGGUAACACAGUCUCAUCAGUACAUCCUCCGAGAAGCUUUGAAGGUUCCAUGACAAUUCCAGCUGAAGCAGCUUCUUCCAGUAGUGCAUUUGCUUGUGCAGUCGCAGCUUUAGCCGAGCAACAGCAGAUGUAUGGAGAAGCUUCUAGCACCGCUACUUGCCACACGUCAAGAUGUGACAUUCUCAGCAGGUCAGACAGAUCUUUUACAGAGGAUCUGAGCAUAAACGGGAGUGGUUCCUCAGGCGCUAGGUCUGAGGAACCAUCGAGCAACAAAAUGCACCAAACAAGGGAGGGUAUGGAGUAUUCUAAUGAGCGGUGGUCAGAGAUGGCCGAGGCCAGUAGCAGCUUUACCGGCUCUGAUCUUACAACAGAGGCUGGAGCUGCCAAUUCAGGUGGAUCCGACACUGGUGCUGGCAGUAUUCCUGAUAGUUUCGAAGAACAGAUGAUGCUGGCCAUGGCUCUUUCGUUGGCUGAUGCUCGGGCCAAGGCUAGUUCUCCAGGGCUAACUUGGCGGUAGCAUUUGGCAGUGCUUUAUUCUUUAGCUGGGUCGUGUUUGUUUGUUCUUGUAGUUCCUUUUGUCACAUAAAAACAUAGGAUUAGAGGGGGAACAGAUAAGAAAAAAAAUCUAGCCUGGAUGUUGUGAAUAUAGUGGGAUAAAAAUGCACAUUUGCAGUCAGUCUUUGCCCUUUUCUCAUGAUCUUUUUUUUUCUUUCUUCAGAAAGAUAGAUUCUGUCAAGCAGACCUUCUGUCUGCAUACAUUGUGCCUUAAUGACUUUUCAGAAUUGGUGUAAAUACAAAAAAGAAAAAAAAAACAUU